Molecule: messenger RNA, 1029 nt
Organism: Musa acuminata subsp. malaccensis (wild Malaysian banana)
Lineage: Eukaryota; Viridiplantae; Streptophyta; Magnoliopsida; Zingiberales; Musaceae
Source: RefSeq, a predicted model, not a curated record
UCCCGACGCCGCUCACUCUUCGUACCCUUUGCGGCGUCCGCCGAGAUCCCAGCCGAGCGCGCCGCCCAAACCAUCCGAUUCCACGGGCCGAGGUCCGCAGUAACCCUUCGGCUACCUACCGCCCCAUGCGAGCACCGACCGUGGAGGUCUCGCCGCUUCAGCCAUAAGACCAGAUCUCGUGACCGUGAGUUUUCGGCUUCUUGGAUGUGGGAUUUGGGCAAGUUGACGUCUUGAAAGCCGAAUAAUCGACCUAGAGGAUGUCGAAUAGCUCUGAUCUGUUACGGUUGAUUGCGAUUUUUCCUUAGAUGCAUUUUCGUUCAACAAAAUAACGUUCAUCAACGCAGAGGAUUACCAGAGAGAGGAGAGCGAUCGAUCGGAAGAGGAGGAUAAAAGCAGCGAUGCCUCUGUACGACUGCCUGUUCCUGGUGAAGCCUCACGUGCGGAAGGAGUCGCUGAUGGACCUGGUGGCGCGCGUGGGGAUCCAGGCUUACGAACGCAACGGUGUCAUCACCGACGUCAAAUCCUUCGGCACCGUCCAGCUCGGUUACGGCAUCAAGAAGACCGAUGGCCGCUAUUACCAGGGCCAACUCAUGCAGAUGACAAUGAUGGUCCCACCCACAUUUAAUCAGGAACUUCAGUACCUAAACAAGGAAGAUCAUCUACUGCGAUGGCUUAUCGUGAAACACAGGAAUGCAGUAUAUGGACUGGAGUUUAUCAAUGAGGAUGAGGGAAAGGAUGAGCUGAGCAUGUUCCGAAGUGGCAGCUUGUUCAACAAGGGAGAAAACGAGGAUGACGAUGACGAUGAUGACGACGGUGAUGAAGAAUAUGACGUGGAAUAGACAGCAUGUUUUGUUGCCCGACGGUUAAGCUUUUCGUCGUACACCAUGAAAAUUUGAAGAAUUAUUUGAGUGGAGGUUGAAGAAUCAGAAAUAACAUGUCCAAGACUAGUCCAGUUAAUGCCAUUAACAAUUAAAUCUUUGUCAUAUAACUGCUGUUCUACUACUGUUCACUAGUAGUUUUAGCAUUUCA